AUGAGCGUCCUCGGGAACAUCCUCUUCUACAGCAUGAUAGUCCUCAUCAUCAUAAUCGCGGCCAUCAUCAUCCUCUUCCUCUCCUUUGCCUUCACACGGCCCUCUGCCGUGCUGAGCAGCAACACGGCGCCCAUAGCAAACCUGGGCCAGGACACGCUCCUCAGCUGCUACCUUCUCAAGCAGACUGCCACAAAGGUGUCGGUCACCUGGGAGAAGAAGGGUCUAAGUGGAGUGGUUUACAAGUACAAUAACGGAGCUGCCAACCUGCAGGACCAGAACUCACAGUUCAAGGGGAGAACUGAGCUGUUCUCUGAAGCUUUGGCUACAGGGAACGCUUCCCUGCUGUUGAGGAAAGUGAAGCAUAGCGAUGAGGGCGAGUACACGUGCAGCAUCAGCUCCUCUCAGGGCGGAGGGACAGUCAACAUUCAUCUCAGGACAGCAGCCUUCACAGCCCCCACAUUCACACUUUCUAACAGUGUGCUGACGGCUCAUGCCAGCAAGUGGUUCCCUAAACCUAACGUGACGUGGUUGAACCCGGAUGAGGAAGUCCUGCAGGGAAACACCAACUUCUCAGUGAGCCCCAACAAAAUAUACAGUGUUACGAGCACGGUGCCAGUCAACAUCACCGACACCUACAUCUGCAGGAUUGAAAACAACCUGGUGAUCUCUGUCUCUACAGCAACGGUGACAGGUUCUGCUGUAUCAGAGGACUCGUACUUCACCUUCAGUGCAGCCUCAUCCCUGCUGGUGUCAGUUCACCUGAGUAUCACGACCACCAGCAUCCUCUGCAUCUACAACCUAACCUAA
Limanda limanda (common dab) is the source of this 807-nucleotide messenger RNA. RefSeq names its product V-set domain containing T cell activation inhibitor 1 (gene vtcn1). The record is from RefSeq and is a predicted model, not a curated record. Lineage: Eukaryota; Metazoa; Chordata; Actinopteri; Pleuronectiformes; Pleuronectidae. Bases 1 to 807 code for a protein of 268 amino acids. The transcript has 5 exons.